Penicillium verhagenii is the source of this 1524-nucleotide messenger RNA. RefSeq lists its product as uncharacterized. NCBI's taxonomy places the organism in Eukaryota, Fungi, Ascomycota, Eurotiomycetes, Eurotiales, Aspergillaceae. The coding region runs from base 1 to 1524 and encodes 507 amino acids. The record is from RefSeq and is a predicted model, not a curated record. Gene Ontology annotation, molecular function: monooxygenase activity; heme binding; iron ion binding. The transcript has 2 exons.
AUGGAUCCUCUUUUAGUGACUUUGGAAGACCAAUACCUCAACAUUCUCGGAAUUCUUGCAGCCUAUACUGUAUUUCAUUUCCUCAUCUAUCCUCUCUUUCUAUCGCCGCUAUCAAAAAUCCCUGGACCAAAGCUUACGGCCCUCUCAUCUUGGUAUCUGGACAUAAAGUACCUCCAAGAACGCGCUAGCAGUCAUGUCGAAGAAUUACAUCGCCAGUAUGGCCCCAUUGUUCGAGUAGGUCCGUCUGAAAUCGUCAUCAAUGAUUCGAAGAAUCUUGCCACGAUCUAUGGGGUCUCCUCCGCAUUCCCAAAACCUCCAGCCGCCGCGCGAUUUGACAACUUUGGUUACCCCUGCGCAUUCUCCUCUCGCUACAAAAAUGAACAUCGGGAACGACGUCGAGCAACAGCCAAGGUGUAUACCAUGAGCUCAAUCAUGGGCAAUGAAUCUCUCCUUAAUUUUAUCCGAAAUCGUCUGGAUAAAGUGACACGAUUGAUCGAUGAUGACGCCGGCUCAGUGACCGAUCUUUUUGCAAUUGCUAUCCGAUUCGCUUUGGAUAAUGUCACAUUCAUGGUCCUCGGCGAAAGUUUUCUCACGUUGGAUGGAAAGAACGUCGAGACCACGAAGAGUCUCAGCAACAAUUUGGUUAUCGCUGCACCAAUGUAUCGUCUGCAAAGGAUGUUUGAAAUCCUCAGCUUCUGGCCACUGAAGAAACUCCUUUCACGGGAUCUUCAAUAUGCGCUUCGGGGGAAUCAUUCUGACUUCGAUAACGUUGUAAAGGAGAAAUUCGAUCACGCCUUUGCAAACGCAUCCGAGCUCAAAGAUGAAAAGUCCACAUUGGGUUGGGCCGAUACCACGGGUGCUUCUAUCAUAUACAUGCUGCACACGCUCGCUUUGCCUGAGCACAAAGCUUACCAAGACCGGCUCCGGAGUGAAAUAUGCACACUUCCUUAUCCGUUCUCCUUCAAGGAUGUCUGCAGCCUCCCAUUUUUGGAAUGCUGCGCCCGUGAAAUUUUACGAAUGUACAGUCCCGGUCCCGGUAGUAUCCAGCAAAGAUGCACGCCAGCGUCUACACGUACGGCUAUCACAGUCGGUGACAAAGUUUAUCACCUGCCCGGAAACACACAGAUUGGCAUCCAACAGUUCUCACUCCACCGCAACGUCGAAAUAUACGGCGAUGAUGUCGACACUUUCUCACCUGCGCGCUGGGAGACUAAGAAUGAGGAAAGACUGCAGGCGAUGAAAGAUGCCUGGAUUCCAUUCGGAUAUGGGUCUCGUAUCUGUGUGGGAAUAAAGUAUGUUCAACACGUGGACUAUUCUAAAUACCACCUGGAUUUCAUUGGAAAACUGACUUCUCUAAGUCUUGCCACUGUCGAAUUGAAGAUGAUGACCGCAACAUUGCUCCAUCAAUAUGAUGUUCGGCUUCCAAAUGGCGCCAGGCGGGAAGAUAUGGCUCCUGUUCUAGGCGCCGUUAUACGCCCAAAAUCUGGCAAGUGCAAGUUGCUUUUUCGAAAGCUAAGCAAAUAA